Molecule: messenger RNA, 586 nt
Organism: Cydia strobilella
Lineage: Eukaryota; Metazoa; Arthropoda; Insecta; Lepidoptera; Tortricidae
Gene: mRpS33
Product: small ribosomal subunit protein mS33
Exons: 1
Coding region: 26-376 (116 amino acids)
Cellular component (GO): mitochondrion
Source: RefSeq, a predicted model, not a curated record
UUUAUGGUUACAGGAUUCCCAAAAAAUGGCAACAAAUUACGCAAAAUACGCUCAACUCCUCAAACACUCAAGCAACUACGCGCAGCGAAUGAAGCGCCUAUCCAACCGCAUCUUCGGCGAAGUGGCUAUACCCACAAAUCCCAAAUCCAUGAAGGUGGUAAAGAUGUUCUCAGCAAAGCCAGUCCACACGAACGAGGAGAUAAUUCACUACUACCCGCGGCACGUUGAGACGCACGCGCUGGUGCUGCGGCUGCGCGAGUACGGGCUGUUCCGGGACGAGCACCAGGACUUCAAGGAGGAGAUGAAACGGUUAAGAGAACUGCGAGGGAAGGUUAAGGUGUGGCGCCGGUAUGCUGAUAAGGAGAAGACGGAAUGAGUGUAACGUUGGUUACUUUAGCUGCGUAAAUGCUCUCCUUCAAGGACUUCUACAAGCAUUGGCUGUUCAGUUGGAGCAUUUAGGCAGAAAAAAUUGUGACGUAUGUGUAUUAGUGAUUGACUAGUUUAAUAGUUAAUGUGAAUAAUUAUAUCAUAAAUUAUUAGCUAUUGUUUCACUGUUUGCAAUGCAGAGGCACAGUGUUUUGGUAAA